UCUCAAUUUGGAUGCGCGUUCCCGAAAGGCUUCAGGUUUUUGUCGACGUCACACCGGAAUAGGUGCACGCGCGACACCCGAACGGUUGUCAUGAGAAUCAGCAGCUCGAAGCGAGCCAGGGGACAAUAACAACGUCGCGGCUCACUCUUUUCAAUUCAAGGUUCCAUCUUGAUGAGGCGACAGGAUGGCGGGAGCAGAGGUGUGCACCCCUGCAAACCCCACCUGCAAGAUUAUGACCUUCAGGCCCACAAUGGAGGAGUUCAAGGACUUCAACAAGUAUCUGGUUUAUAUGGAGUCUCAGGGCGCACAGCGCGCAGGUCUGGCCAAGGUGAUUCCCCCUAAAGGCUGGAAGCCACGUCGUACCUAUGACGACAUCGACGAUUUGAUGAUCGACGCUCCCAUCCAGCAGAUGAUGGCCGGCCAGUCGGGCCUCUUCACGCAGUACAACAUUCAGAAGAAGCCGCUCAGUGUGCAGGAGUUCAGGCGACUAGCAAACAGCGACAUGUACUGCACGCCUCGGUACCUGAACUACGAAGAUCUGGAGCGGAAGUACUGGAAGAACCUCACGUUCGUCUCGCCCAUUUACGGCGCCGAUGUGGGCGGCAGCCUCUACGACGAGGAUGUCGAGGAAUGGAACAUUGGGCACCUGAACUCGAUCCUGGACGUCAUCGAGGAGGACUGCGGUGUGUCCAUCCAGGGGGUCAACACGCCAUAUCUCUACUUCGGCAUGUGGAAAACGACCUUCUCCUGGCACACCGAAGAUAUGGAUCUGUACAGCAUCAAUUACCUUCAUUUCGGAGAGCCCAAGUCCUGGUAUGCCAUCCCCCCAGAGCACGGGAAAAGACUGGAACGGUUAGCUACUGGUUUCUUUCCCAAUAGCUUCAAGGGUUGCGAGGCUUUUCUCCGUCACAAGAUGACUCUAAUCUCACCCUUUGUACUGAAGAAGUAUGGAAUUCCCUUUGAUAAGAUUACGCAGGAGGCCGGAGAGUUCAUGGUCACCUUCCCUUACGGCUACCACGCCGGAUUCAAUCACGGUUUCAAUUGUGCUGAAUCGACCAAUUUUGCAACCAUACGGUGGAUAGACUACGGCAAAAUUGCAACACAGUGUACUUGCAGUAAGGAUAUGGUCAAAAUAUCCAUGGAGCCUUUUGUAAAGAGGUUUCAGCCUGACCGCUAUGCCAACUGGAUGCUGGGCAAAGAUUCUGCGCCCAUCGACCACACAUUGGCUACUCCCAGUACAACGCCGGAGUUGCAAAGCUGGUUGCAGAGGCGCUCCAGGACAAAAUCCUCCAAUAAAAGCAGCAGCCAUUCUCGAAUGCGCUUAAAACGUCUCAGAACCACAGAGGAGCCCGUCGGCCUGAACGACAGGUCCCUGUGCAGCAGCAAGAGGAAAGGCCUGUGUGGUCCGCCCGGGCCCAAAGCGCGGCGGUCUCUCGUCGAAGCGCCGUGCGCGUCGGAAGAGGCAGAGGAGGAGGAAGGGCAGGAGAAACUUGGAAAAAGGGAGACCCGACAAAGCCACAAUGCUCUUCAGCUUUCUGGUCGUUGCAGACAGAUGUGUGUGGUCAAAGUGAACCGAGUACAGAGCAACACUUUGAGUUUUCCUCAUAUGGAUCUCCGAAACUCUCCGUCCAGUUCCUGCCCGCCUCCUGGCCCCUCAGCAAAGCACAACUUAAAGGCAGAGAGUGAGACUCACGGUGACCCUCAAGGACCCUCAAGGCCCGAGAUCGAUGAUAGGACUCCCGAAGGACUCAGAGAUUGGUCUGAGCCGUCUGAAAUGCAGCUAGAAAUGAACGCGUCAGCAUGUUGCCCUCCUGAACCUCAAGACCUCUUAAAUUCUCAGGACCUUUCUGCCAUGGACGCUCCCAUGGAGACCACCACACUCACCUCCUCGUCACACACAACAAGCACCUCCGCUGAAACAGAGACGGGCUCGUGCCCUUUCGUCUCUGAUGCUCAGACAACAGACUCGUUGAGUCCAGGAAACUCUUCGAGCCCAGAGUCAAAGACUCACGGCAGCGUGGACAAAGCAUCAGCCAUUUGUGCCAAGUCACUCGUUAAAGCACAGAAAUCAAUCACUUUUGACCAAAAACAUAUCUACCCGCGAUGCACUGCAGAAGUAGAUUAUGAUACAGACCCUAAGCCAGCAGAGGGAGGUAGUUGCACAUCAUGCACCCCCCCCACUUCUCCGGGGCAUGACUGUGUCUUAGAAAUGAGCAGUUGUGAGCAAAGUGUUUCGCCCCCAUUGCUGCAAAGAAGUGCAGUGGAUAUGCCACACCUCACUCCAGAGCCAGCAGAUACAUUCGGAAUCAGUCCUCUACCUCCUGUACUGACCCAAGAGAUGCCCUCCCUCACCCCGGCUGAUGAUGGGCCACUUGCCAUGUCAAAAUCUUGCACCUACCCCCACCAGUUUGCACCUGUGCUCCAACGGGAGAUCCCAGGAGGUGCUCCAGCCUCCCUCGAAACCAAACAGGAAGAGACCGAGUCGAGGAUUCCCAAAGAAUCUUCCUGUAUAGAACAAAUCCACGACUGGCAUUUACAUUCUUCAGAUCAUUUUCAAAGCACAGCAGAUGCGAGGUUAGAAACUGAUGUGGCUCACGUGUCUGGCAACGGCAUCCACAAAACAUCCGACAGUGUUCACAAAAGUCUUGUAGGUGCAGAAAAUCACACAGUGGUUGGAGACAUUGGAGAGAGCGAGGCCUCCUCCCGGCUAGUUCAGAGUGUUGCACUCCAAAUAGAACAUUCCAGCUUAUCGGCGUUGGCAUCAAGCGAUAAAGAGCAAGUUCAAACUGAUAUUGCAUCGAGUCAAAGCAGCGCUGGCCCUCUUGGGCCUGAUACCUCAACCAGUCAACUUUCGUCCUCUUCAAUCCCACGACAGCUUUACUCGGAUUUAGAUCUUAACUCUCAUUCGCGCUGUACUUCCCAGAGUCCACAAAUGGAGCACGCAUACGACUCCAGCAAUAUUUGGAGGAACUUCAACUCUCAGAGUCCUGCCGUGCUCAUCCAAAGCCUCCAACCGGACCCCCCGUGCGACUUCACCCAGGACCCCCUACCGUACACCGUGUGGACGGAACCCCAGUGCAAAGAGGUGACGCAUCUUGAGGACCCCGGAGAAGAACUACGUGAAAGCCACGAAGGGGACGCUGGAUCUCUUACUUGGGCUCAGCUGGAGCCGACCACACUGCUUGCAGUCAGUACCCCUGAGAAUGUUGAGUUUUGUGGGGACGAAGGGGAUUCCGACGAGCGCCUCUCUUUAAGCAGCGGACUAGAAAGAGAGACUCAUUCGCCUGUCGGUGCAGUUUUACCUCCGGUAAUGAGUGCAGGUGCGCGGGACGGCAUUUCUGAUGUGGAGGAAGAGGAGUCCGAAUUUGAGGAAGAAGAGCAGGAAAGCAGCACCAAUGGGGAGGACAGCAGUGAUUCAUCUGAUGAGGAUGAAAUUGAGCUGAGUAACUACGAGUAUGACGAAUCAGCCUUGGAACCUGGGGAGGUUUGUGCUUACCCUGCCCUGUCAGUAAAGACCACCACAAAGAGCUGGCGUCACCCACUCAGGAAGCCCACCGCCAGAGCCGUGCCCACUGCCGUCAAAUAUCAGGCCGCCAGUGAUGAUGAUUCCUCUGAAACAGAAGAGGAUGAUGAGCCUGAGAGUGAAGCGUGGGCGAGGCCGCUGAUCUACCUGUGGCAGAACAGGAAGAACUGCUUCAUCGCGGAGAGGGAGUACAACGCUCACGCUGCCACCAUGGAGCCGUAUUGUGCCGUGUGCACACUUUUUAUGCCCUACUAUCAGGGGGAAGACAAAGCAGAGGAUAGUAGCCCGAAAACUGCAGAGGACGCGUCGGCGUCUUCAUUUCCUAAGGAGGGUUCCAGGCAUUGCUUCCGGGGUCCGAGGAAAUCCAAGCCCCUGAUCCCGGAAAUCUGCUUUUUCUUCCGUGAGCAAAACUGCCCCCCGACUCCCACCAAUCCUCUGCUGCAGGACGAUGGCACCUCCCCUCUUCUUUACUGCCAGGGAUGCUGCCUUCAAGUACACGCAAGUUGCUAUGGCGUUGCAGCGGAUGACGCCAGUGACCUUUGGUCUUGCGAUCGCUGCGCGGAGGGCGUCUUCACAGCGGAAUGCUGUUUGUGUAACCUCAGAGGCGGAGCGCUGAAGAAAACCCGAAAUGACAAAUGGGCCCACAUCAUGUGCGCGGUCGCACUGCCAGAGGCCAGGUUCAGCAACGAAGCCGAGCGGGGUCCCAUUGACACCAGUAGGAUCCCCGUGCAACGAUACAAACUGAAGUGCUUCUAUUGUCGUAAGCGCUGUACUGAGGAGUGGCAGGCGGGCGCGUGCAUCCAGUGCUCGUGCGGCCGGUGCCCCACCUCUUUCCACGUGACCUGCGGCCACGCCGCCGGCGUCGCGAUGGAGCCUGACGAUUGGCCGUACGUGGUGUCCAUCACCUGCCGUAGACACCAGUCGCGGAGUUCUUCGGCUAAACAGCGAGCGUCUCAGGCGUCCAUCUCGCUGGGCCAGACGGUCAUCUCCAAGCACAAGAACCUGCGCUACUACACGUCCAAGGUCACGCAGAUCACCUCCCAGAUGUUCUACGAGGUCAUGUUUGAUGAUGGCUCCUUCUCCAAUGAUACCUACCCUGAGGACAUAGUGAGCAGAGAUUGCGUCAACUUGGGUCCUCCCGAAGUCGGAGAAGCCGUUCAGGUGAAGUGGCCCGACGGGCUCUUCUACGGUGCCAAAUAUUUGGGAUCCAACGUGUCCUACAUGUGCCAGGUGGAGUUUGAGGACGGCUCUCAGCUGCUGGCAAAGCGGGACGACGUCUAUACGUUGGACGAAGACUUGCCUAAAAAGGUGAAGUGCCGACUUUCCACAGCCUCCAGCAUGCGUUUCCAGGACACCUUCUUCACCACGCAAGGCGAGCGCAAACGGCAGCGAACCCCCAACUCCCGUUUCCAGAAGGACUUCGUGCCCCUGCCGGACCUCCGGACCACCACCACCACAAGCACAUGGGAGCAACACAAAGGGAAAGAAAAACGCUGGGCGGCUUACAGAGGCAAAUGAACGUCACGGUCGACGCGGGGGCCUGCGUGAGUGCUUGAGAUUCUAUUUUUUUUUUGACUGUAAAGUAUUUCCCAGAUGUCCCCCGUGACGCUUCGAAUGCAUUUGUAAAUUGUUGAUCAUGGAUUGUCGGAGGAGCCUCGUGAUUGGCCAAGCCGGACUCAACGGAAGGCCUCCUGGAGGACGACGUGGCCUCCUUUUGCUUCACAUGCGUCAGGGAGAACAAAAGCGAAUUGUGACUUUUACAUUUGUCCAUUUUUUUUUUUUAAACCGGCUCGCCCACGGUAGGUUUUUGGAGGUCUUUUAUUUGGAUUUAUUUUUUGGAACAUUUCUGCACUUUGCUGGUAGUAUUUUUUUCCCGGUGUUUGGCCGUCUCCCCGCGCAUGUUUAACACUGUCGCUUUGGCUGCGCCAGCGCAGCUUCGUCUCCGCUCUCCGCGUCGGUCGCUUCCGUUCCGUGAAGGAAUCGCCGCCGAUUGGAUCGUGACGAAAAUACGCGCGCGUGCUGACUUUAUGAAUUGUCCUCGACAGACAGGAAGCCGCGCUCGCGUACGCCCGAUGGAAAAACGUGAAAAUGCUACUCUGUUUAAAUGAAACCCACUGAAAUUAUUUAAAUUUGUAUUUAUUUUUGUGCUUGCUAUAUAGUUCAACUAUUGCUAACUGCUGUACGGAAAGCAAAAUAAAAUGUUUUUUAAUUGCC
Syngnathoides biaculeatus (alligator pipefish) is the source of this 5737-nucleotide messenger RNA. RefSeq names its product lysine (K)-specific demethylase 4C (gene kdm4c). Gene Ontology annotation, molecular function: histone H3K36 demethylase activity; histone H3K9 demethylase activity. Lineage: Eukaryota; Metazoa; Chordata; Actinopteri; Syngnathiformes; Syngnathidae. Gene Ontology annotation, biological process: chromatin remodeling. Gene Ontology annotation, cellular component: nucleus. The record is from RefSeq and is a predicted model, not a curated record. The transcript is spliced from 22 exons. Bases 185 to 5041 code for a protein of 1618 amino acids.